Molecule: messenger RNA, 5596 nt
Organism: Fonticula alba
Lineage: Eukaryota; Rotosphaerida; Fonticulaceae
Exons: 16
Coding region: 55-5490 (1811 amino acids)
Cellular component (GO): nucleus; intracellular anatomical structure
Molecular function (GO): ATP binding; RNA binding
Source: RefSeq, a predicted model, not a curated record
CCCCCCCCCUCCCCUCCGUCCUUGCUUUGCCAUCCUACACCGCCGGGCCUCCGGAUGUCCGCGCGGAUCCUCUCCCUCUCCUCGCUCCUUCCCUCCCUCCGCCGCACUCGCCUCUCCCUCUCGGGUUCCCGGCUCGCCACUUUCGCGACCUCGCCCGCCACUCGGCCCCCCGCUCGGCCCUGGCCCUGCACAGGCAGCCCCCGCCACUUCUCCUCCUCUCCCCCUGCCCACGGCCGCCACAGCCGCCGUACCGUCGCUGCCACCGCCGCCGCCGCCGCCGCAAGGUCCACAUCUCGCCCCGACGGCCCCAAGCCGGCUUCCCCGCGUAGUCCCCCCAAAAACACCAUGGACAGCGAUGACGAGUUCAUUGCCUCCCUGUCGCCGCCGAAGCUUGUGCCGCAGGUGACCCCGCCGGCCCCAGGCCCUGGUGGCCCCGGCACCUCGACCUCCGCCCAGACGUCCGCCCCGCCCCCUCGGCGAGGGCGCGGCGGUGGUGGUGAUCGAUCUUCCGGCGCGCCGGCCUCCAACACCGGCGGCGGUGGUGGCGGCCGCGGCAAGUCGCAGCGAAACCGCUCGGGCGGCAACACUGCCAACUCCCUCGCCCGGAGCCUCGGCUGCGCCGUCCCCGAGCCGGUGGUCCCCACCAUCAAGGGCGAAGUCUCGGCCCCGGGGAAGUUCGCGUUCGUGUACCUCCAGCGCCGGCCGAUGUAUGGCCCCACACCGCCGGCCAUGGCAUACGACACACUCCAGAGCAAGACCAUGCUCUCGGCCAUCGACCUGGCCGCCGCCAACAAGUACCUCUCCGAGGUGUCCUUCCUCAGCCCGCGCGGUGUGGCCAACACCAUGAGCUUCCAGUGGCCGGAAUUCGUCUCCCUGGGCGAUGCCAUCAAGUACAACAUUUCUCAGGAGAACUUCCCCCUGGAGAUCACCCCCCAUGAGAAGGGCGGCUUCCAUGCGCAUCUGAUUCUGCAGCACCCCGGUAAGAAGCCCUUCCUCCGGUACCGGGUCCUGGGCGGCCCCUUUGCCACCCAGGGCCAGGCGGUGCGCGCGGCGGCCCUCGCCUCGAACCAUCUCCGCGACCUGUGUGUCGCGCACCCGGCCGAUACGCCGGAUCUGGCCCACCUGCGGGCGUCCUCCAUCCUGGACCCCACGCUGUCUCUCCUCCGGAAUUGGCAUCACAACCCGAUUGCCGCGCUGGCCACCUUCCUGGCACGCCAGGGCCAUGACUUGGCCUCCUGUGCGAAUGUCGCCCGAUCUCGGGACACCUUCAAUGCCACCAUCCGCUGGCCAUUCACUCCGCCGCAGACGCGUCAGCUGUCCACCUCGGCCGCCGGGCCCACCGAUGUGGCCGCCCUGCAGCAGGCCUGCUUCCAAAUGAUGGAGACCUUGGAGAACACGACCGGCGUUUCCUUUGCCGGCCUCCCCGUGGUCGAGGGGUACGAGCUGGAUCCGGCCUCCUUCCCGGCGGCCAUUUACCCGGCCCCGGCGCAGCCUACCCCGCCGUACACGCUGUCCCACUGGCUGGACCAGACGGCCAUGAAGCUCUUCGGCUCUCGGGUGCAUGUGGCCCAGCUGGAUCUGGCGCCGGAGCAGAUGCGCUUCAAGAAGACCAACUUCAGCCGGGUGGUCAAGUUGACCUGGCCGAAUGGCCGCUUCUCGGCCAUCGGCCUGUAUCCCUCCUCGUCGACGUACAUCGUGCCGAUGGCCGCCUAUGAGGCCCUGCUGCGCUCCAUGAACCUGUCGCUGGAGGCCCUGACCAACCCCAGGAAGGAGUUGCCCUCCUCGGUCCUUCCCCAGAAGAAGCCCACCGCCGAGCAUGUCCACGCCCUUGAGAAUGCGGCCCUCAUCACGCCGGACAACCUGCGCGUCUUGCAGAUCCCCGCCCCCUACUUCGGGGACCUGGUCACCCUUUUCCCCAACACCCGGCUCAUGACCACCAUCAUGGAGGUGUCGACCCAAAUCGAGGCGCUGCUGAGCCGGUGCGACAACAAGGACUUCACCUUCGAACGGUCGAAGUUCUCGUCGCGCCUGCCGCCCGAGCACCCGGCUCUCCCGCGCACCGAAUGGUCCCUCAAGCACUCGCCCGAUCGAAAGAUCAUCUGCAACAUGCAGGUGGACUUCCCGGAGUACUACUCCUUCCCGCUGAUCUCCCGCAAGCCGGACCGGUCGGAGACCAUCGAGGCCACCUUCCAGACGUCGGAUGAGCUUUUCUGCGUGCUGCGUGCCGCCGAGCAGCUCCUCUUCCGCAUCAACACCCUCUUCGACAGCAGCAACGCCUCGCCCUAUGUGCAGAAGUCCUACCAUCUGGAUCUGCCAGUGCGGUCGCACAUUGACGGGCUGCUGCGGGAGUUUGUCCCGCUCCUGGACACUGACCAGAAGCCCACGGAUGAUAUCCUCGACAAUGACACCCACUCCUUCCACACGUACUUGAUGAGGUUGAACAACCGCAGUGCCGAGAGCGUGCGCCAGGACUCGGCCGCCCUGCUGGAGAUGCAGAAGACGCGCAACAUCUCCCCCAUGGUUCUCCCCCUGCUGGAGCGCCGCCAGGCCAUCAUCGACGCGGUCCGGAACAAUGCGGUGACCAUCAUCUCCACCGACACCGGGUCCGGCAAGAGUACACAGGUCCCCCAGUACAUCCUGGAUGACAUGAUUCGCCAGGGCGAGGGCAGUGAGGCGGUCAUCCUCGUGUCGCAGCCGAAGCGCAUGGCCACCCUGGCCCUGGCCAACCGCAUCGCCAACGAACGCCAGGAUCCUCAGGUGGGCAUGUCCGUCGGGUAUUCCAUGCGUGGCGACACGGUCAUGCCAAAGCUUUUCGGCUCCAUCAUCAUGAUGACCACCGGCUCGCUGAUCAAGUUCCUCACCUCCAAGUCCUUCCUCGGGUCGCCGGCACGCGCCGGCGGCGCGGGCGAGAAGUCCCCCAUCACGCAUCUGAUCAUUGAUGAGGUGCAUGAGCGCCGGUCCGACAUUGAUUUUAUCCUGUACCUGGCUCGGCUGGCGGUCAACCGCUUCCCCAAUCUGCGUGUGGUGCUCAUGUCGGCCACCGUCGAAGCGGACCACUUUGCUGGCUACUAUCCGAAAUCCACCGUGCUCAACUUCUCCACCCGCUUCCAUGAGGUGGAGUCCCUGUUCGAGGAGGAGAUCCACCAUGAGAUGGCCCUGGCCGGGUUUAACCCCAAUCCCGUCCAUUUCCCUGGCCAUCUGGCCCGCGAUCUGACCGACCAAACCCGCGGGAGGGGUGUCGCCCUUCUGUCCUUCCUCCUGGGUAGCCGCGAUCCGCACUUCUCCAAGGGCGAUAUCUUGGUUUUCUUGCCCGGUAUCUCGGAUAUCCUGGCCAUGGAGCGCCUCCUGGAAGCGGACAUCUUCAACGUCGGCGUCGAGAGCAAGGCUGUCAUCAUCCCCCUCUAUUCGUCCAUCCCGAUCAAGCUGAUGGAGGAGAGCAUCAACCGGCCGAUUCCCAACGGCUACCGGCGCAUUUUCCUCUCGACCAACAUCGCCGAGACAUCGCUCACCUUCCCCGCUGUGGUCCAUGUUGUUGAUAGCUUCCUCGAGAAGAUCGGUGUCGACGGGCUGAAUGGCAACUCCUCCGGCCUGGUGGCGAAGCGCAUUUCCAAGGCCAGCUCCCGGCAGCGCCUCGGCCGUGCUGGCCGUGUGGCCAAUGGCCUGUACUAUGCCUACUCCAUCAAGGGCAGCGAGUACGACCAGCCCGGCUUCCUGGCGGACUACUCCCUGCCGGACAUCCUGUUCAAGGAUGUGCGCGACUUGGUGCUCUUCUUCAAGACCCUCCCCUCGCGGGAUGCUCUGCUGGCCGAGACCAAGAGCAUGCAGGCCAACCAGAUGGCCAGUGGCACCGGGGCCAAUGGCGCGGUGUCCCCCAUCCGCCAGUACCUCGACCUGCCGGCCAACCAGCACCUGUCCAAGUCCCAGCGCGAGGUGUAUGAGUUCUUCGAUUCGCUCCCCUCGACGCCGCCGCUGGAGAACAUCCACUCGGCCCUUCGGUCGUUGCAGGUGAUGGGAGCACUUAGCUCUCACUUUGAGUUGACAGCCUUCGGAAACUACAUUGUCCAAUCGCCCGUGUCGCCGGGUGCCUCGCGCGUGUCGCUCCUCGCCUCCCUGUUCGACAUCCCCGAGCCGCUGAUCAUCUCCUCGGUCCUGCUGGAUGUGCAAAGCCCCCACUCCAACCAAUCGGAAGACCUGUCCACCCGCCUGCUGCCGGCCACGGCCACCGAGCCAGCUCAGCGCGUCGAGUACAUCCCCCUGUCGCCGGAGGAAAUGCUCAUCCAGAGUGACAUCCUGCAAACGGCCCGCCGGCUGGUGGAGGCCGUGGCCCUCGGUGUUCGGGAGGACUCGGUUGACGAGAUGCUCCGUCUGGCCCGCGACUUCAACAUCGAAGAGCGCAAUAUCCGGGACUUCCGCCGGACGCACACCACCCUGCUGGCCUUCCUCCUUAAGAACCACUUCAUUGGACAGCAUGUUUAUCCGCUUCUGCCGAACACCCAACGUCUGACGGUCUAUGGCGGGCAGAAGAUGCGCUACUUGGACACCUUGCUGGCCAAUUCCACCCCCUCGCCGGAGACCAUGCUUCCUGUGUCGCAGAGUGACACGGCCCUCCACACGGCCGCCCAGGCAGCGGCCGGCGGCGGGGGCAAGAAAAAGCGCGGCAAGGGCGGCUCGGCGGCCGCGCGUCUGCAGCAGCAGCAGCACCUGCUCAGUGCCUCGGCCUCGGAGAUGUCCUUCCACACGGACCUCCCCCAGCUGAGCUCCUCCAAGAACCUGGACCGGCUGCCGCUCAUGCGGUCGCUGUUGUACUCCUUCGAGCCACGGAACCUCCUGCUGCCGGAGGUCAGCAAGAAGAAGACUUCGGUCACCUACUCGUCGAACAUCAUCCACAAAUCCACGGUCGGCCGGGUGACUUGCGAGCCGCCACCCCCGGGCAAGCGUCUGCCCUUGUAUUCCUUCGCGUCCUGCACCUCCAGCAUCAAUGACCCGGUCAGCACUGGGAUCCUUGCCACUCCGCGCCUGCAUGAGAUGCUGAACAACGCCCCUUCGAUCACCUUCCUGAACCAGGUGCCUCCGAUUGCCCUUUUCCUCUUCGGCGACAUUACGGCCUUCGCCAUCGGCCCCCCGGGGAAUGCCCCGCACCAGCGGCAGAUCCCCAUUCGGGAGACCCUCUCGCCGGACAUGUUCCAGACCAUCGACAAUCCGGAGUACGCCCGCUCCCUGGCGGCUUCCUUCUCGCUGCCGCUGGCCAAGGCGGUCGUCUCCGAGGCGGCGGCCGUGCGCCAUGCCAUCCUGGAGUUCAAUGACUGGAUUCGUGUGGAAAUGCCCACCGAGGAUGCCGCCCGGCUGGUGGUCUUGCGUCGACUCAUCCAACAGUAUGUCCAUGUGCUGUCCUCGCUCAAGCACCACGAGAAGAAGAUCGUCAUCGAUUCCUUCCAGCAGAUCUCCCACCUGGUGCACGAGCUGUCGCACUCCAUCUCCAUGAACCGCUGAGGGGGCAUGUACGUGUGGUAUGCAAGUGCCUGGGGCCCUGGAAAGGAGCACCUUCGGGUUUGCGUUCUCCUCCUCCCUCCUCCUCCCUCCUCCUCCCUCCUUCUCC